UUCUGGCCCUUCAGUUGCUCCCACAUCUGGCUCUCCUUCAUUUCCUGUUGGCCCAUCACCUGCUCCCGCCCCUGGUUCUCCUUCAUUUCCUGUUGGCCCUUCACUUCCCCCGCCCCUGGCUCUCCUUCAUUUCCUGUUGGUCCUUCACGUGCUCCUGCCCCUGUUUCUCCUUCAUUACCUGCCGGCCCUCCCAGUGGAAGAAAGAAAUCGAAGAAUUUAAGGGUGAAGUUAUAUGUUGUUGGUGCUGCCAUAGCGACUUUUCUAGCAGCUCUUGGAUUACUUUUCGGGUGUUGCAAAUUGCGAAAGAGAAAAGGCAACCUUAGAAAAUUCAUGGGUCCAGAAAGGCUAGAUCUUGAUGACAGAGGGGAUGAUGAAUCACUGUUCUUCAGUUUUACAAGCAUAGAAGUUGCCACAGAUCAUUUUUCUGAGGAAAACAAACUUGGUCAAGGAGGAUUUGGUCCUGUCUACAAGGGUAAACUGGUUAACGGGCUAGAGAUUGCAGUUAAAAGAUUGAAUAGAAUGUCAGGACAUGGAAUACAACAAUUCAAGAAUGAAGUCAAAGUGAUCUCAAAGCUGCAACAUCGAAACCUUGUUAGACUUUUGGGCUCCUGCAUUGAGAAAGAAGAGCGUUUAUUGGUAUACGAGUACUUGCCGAAUAACAGUCUGGAUUCAGUACUUUUUGAUGCAGCAAAGCGGAAUAUAUUGGAUUGGAAAAGAAGGAAGAAAAUCAUUGAAGGGGUCGCUCAGGGGCUUUUGUACCUUCACAAGUAUUCUAGAUUAAAGAUCAUCCACAGAGAUCUGAAAACGAGCAAUGUUUUAUUGGACGCGGACCUGAAUCCCAAAAUUUCAGAUUUUGGAACCGCCAGAAUUUUUGGAGAGAAUGAAAUGCGCGGAAGUACAUUGAACAUUGUUGGGACAUAUGGUUAUAUGUCUCCUGAAUACGCCAUGGACGGGAUUUACUCUGAGAAGUCCGAUGUAUUUAGCUUUGGAGUCAUGAUUCUUGAGAUCAUAACUGGAAAGAAGAACACUUCGUUCUACGAUUCGGAUCGUCACCUGAACUUAAUAGGACAUGUCUGGGAUCUAUGGACAGAAGGAAGAAUUUCAGAAAUCACAGAUUCUUGUUUGGAUGAAACGAUCUCAACAAGCGAAGCACUAAAAUAUGUUCACGUUGGUUUAUUGUGUGUGCAAGAAAAAGCAGCAGAUAGACCAACAAUGUCAGAUGUGGUAUCUAUGCUCCUCAAGGAAUCAAUGGCUCUUGCCACUCCAAAGCGACCUGCUUUUGCUGAAAUUAUGACUCUUAACAAUACCAAGUUACCUCAAAAUCCAGAAUCUUGUUCUUUGAACGAGGUCACAAUUUCAGAUGUGCAGGUAUUUAGCUUCAUUCACCUUGUAAUCUUCUGGCCAUCUGGAGCUCAAAACUCAAAACAGGAUUAUCUCGAUGUUCAUAACGCAGCUCGUGCCCAAGUUGGUGUUGGCCCGAUAGCUUGGGACGACACGGUGGCCGGCUAUGCACAUGACGUCGCCAAUUACACGAAAAAAGACUGCAACUUAAGGCGCUCUGGGGGCCCUUACGGUGAGAACUUAGCUGAAGGCAGCGGAGACUUGACGGCCAGGGAUGCCGUCAAUCUGUGGUUAACGGAGAAGCAAUUCUACGAUUACAACUCCAACACAUGUGCUCAAGGGCAGGCGUGCAGCCACUACACUCAGGCUGCUGCUUCUGGCCCUUCACGUGCUCCUGCACCUGGUUCUCCUCCAUUACCUGCCGGGCCUCCCAGUGGAAGAAAGAAAUCGAAGAAUUUAAGGGUGAAGUUAUCGGUUGUUGGUGCUGCCGUAGCGACUGUUCUAGCAGCUCUUGCAGUACUUUUCUGGUGUUGCAAAUUGCGAAAUAGAAAAGGUAACCUUAGAAAAUUCAUGGGUCCAGAAAGGCCAGAUCUUGAUGACAAAGGCGAUGAUGAAUCACUGUUCUUCAGUUUCACAAGCAUAGAAGUUGCCACAGAUUAUUUUUCUGAUGAAAACAAACUUGGUCAAGGAGGAUUUGGUCCUGUCUUCAAGGGUAAACUGGUCAACGGGCUAGAGGUUGCAGUUAAAAGAUUGAAUAGAAUGUCAGGACAUGGAAUUGAACAAUUCAAGAAUGAAGUCAAAGUGAUCUCAAAGCUGCAACAUCGAAACCUUGUUAGACUUUUGGGCUCCUGCAUUGAGAAAGAAGAGCGUUUAUUGGUAUACGAGUACUUGCCUAAUAACAGUCUAGAUUCAGUACUUUUUGAUGCAGCAAAGCGGAAUAUAUUGGAUUGGAAAGGAAGGUUGAAAAUCAUUGAAGGGGUCGGUCAGGGGCUUUUGUACCUCCACAAGUAUUCUAGACUGAAAAUCAUCCAUAGAGAUCUAAAAACGAGCAAUGUUUUAUUGGAUGCGGACUUGAAUCCCAAAAUUUCGGAUUUUGGAACCGCCAGAAUUUUUGGAGAGAAUGAAAUGCGCGGAAGUACAAUGAACAUUGUGGGGACAUAUGGUUAUGUGUCUCCUGAAUAUGCCAUGGACGGGGUUUACUCCGAGAAGUCUGAUGUAUUUAGCUUUGGCGUCAUGAUUCUUGAGAUCAUAAGUGGAAAGAAGAACACUUCUUUCUAUGAUGCGGAUCGUCACUUGAACUUAAUAGGACAUGUCUGGGAUCUAUGGACAGAAGGAAGAAUUUCAGAAAUCACAGAUUCGUGUUUGGAUGAAACGGUCUCAACAAGGGAAGCACUAAAAUAUGUUCACGUUGGUUUAUUGUGUGUGCAAGAAAAAGCAGCAGAUAGGCCAACAAUGUCAGAUGUGAUAUCUAUGCUCCUCAAGGAAUCAAUGGCUCUCGCCACUCCUAAGCGACCAGCUUUUGCUGAAAUUAUGACUCUUAACAAUACCAAGUUACCUGAAAACCCAGAAUUUUGUUCUUUGAACGAGGUCACAAUUUCAGAUGUGCAGGGUAGAUGAUUAUUUCUUGGCCAGGCUUAUAUUUUCCUACUUUGUUUCACCAAGCUGUGGGUUAGGACAAAUUUUAGUCCUUAAGAUAGGAAUAGCCCAGGACAAAAGGACGUACCCGUUGUCGACUGACUGACGGAUGUUGCAAGUUGUAAGUGGUAAUUGCAUACAGAGGAAGGUGAGAAGCAGGCCGUGUCCUCAGGUCAGGGACUCAGGGGUGGCCACUGCAGAUAAUCAGUCUCAAUUCUUUUGUGGAUUCGUUUUGGUUUUGGAUUUGAGUUUGAUGACUAAUUAUUCAAGUAAU
Messenger RNA from Coffea arabica (coffee), 3250 nucleotides. NCBI's taxonomy places the organism in Eukaryota, Viridiplantae, Streptophyta, Magnoliopsida, Gentianales, Rubiaceae. The record is from RefSeq and is a predicted model, not a curated record.